AUGGAAUCAAAAAUAAAACAUGAAGAUUGUGUUGCAAAACCAACAAACAAUAAUGAAGAUGAUACAGGAGAUCUAAUCUUCACACCACGUUUAUACAGACAAAGAUACGAUGCUGUAGUUGAUAUAGCAAGAAAAUAUCAACCAAAAAAGGUGGUUGACAUGGGAUGCUCUGAGUGCAAAUUACUGAGAAAACUGAAAAAUGAAUCGUACAUAGAAGAACUGAUUGGUGUGGAUAUUGAUAAUCUGGCACUAGAAUCAAAUCAACAUCUUGGACAACCUUUGAUAUCAGAUUAUCUAUAUCCAAGAGAUAAUCCAUUAAGUGUGAUAAUCCUGUGUGGAUCAGUGGCAGAUUAUGACAGCAGAUUAAGCAACUGUGAUAUGAUGGCAUGUGUUGAAUUGAUUGAGCAUUUAGAUCCUCCAGUGUUGGAAGCUUUACGUGAAAAUAUAUUUCAUCGAAUUCAACCAAAUGUUGUUGUCAUGACAACACCAAAUGCAGAUUUUAAUGUUCUGUUCAAAGACUUUCAGGGACUUAGACACUGGGAUCAUCGCUUUGAAUGGACAAGACAGCAGUUUCAAGAAUGGGGUAAUUCAAUUGCUGAUCAGUAUAACUAUAUAGUCACAUACUCUGGUGUAGGUGCAGGCCCUGAUGGAACACAGCAUCUUGGUCAGUGCUCUCAAAUGGCAGUGUUCAUUAAAAGCUGUAAAGAACGUAUUCCUAUUGUAAGUGAAAAUAGGAUGCCAUAUCUAUUGAUUCAGGAAUCAAUCCAUCCUAUCAAAAAAGUGAUAUCAACUGAGGAAGCUAUUUUACUAGAAGUGCAAUACUAUGUGAGACUUCUGAGAUGUCAAAAUAAGGAAGAUUCAUCUGAUGAUAUUGAAGAAAACAAUACGUCUAGUGAUGAAGCAUCUGAUUGCUUAGAUACCAUUACUUUAGAAAGAUUGCUGCAAUUUACAAGGGUGAACAAAUUGUGUGCAAGUGUUGGGAAACUUAG
Molecule: messenger RNA, 989 nt
Organism: Saccoglossus kowalevskii
Lineage: Eukaryota; Metazoa; Hemichordata; Enteropneusta; Harrimaniidae
Product: small RNA 2'-O-methyltransferase-like
Biological process (GO): RNA methylation; siRNA processing; piRNA processing
Cellular component (GO): nucleus; cytoplasm
Molecular function (GO): RNA methyltransferase activity; O-methyltransferase activity
Source: RefSeq, a predicted model, not a curated record